CUGUGAUAAUCUCACUGGGUUAGCAACCAUUCAUAACCGUGACUACCGAUUAUACGAACAACGAUUUUUGCCAACCAUGUCCCAGGAGCAGUUUAUCAAUAUGUGGCGCACAGUCUACAGCUUCUUUGCUAUGGAAACCAACCAAGAUAUAUUUACAUCACUCUCUAGAGUUGGAACGUUGCUGCUGCAGAUUGGAGAGAUGGGACGACGAGUCAAAGGAAUGGUGUCCAAGUCCAGCGGUGAAAAUGCAAGCACCACUGGAGAGCAACCCUUUGACGGUGCAUCCCAUUUGGAUGAGGUGACGGGUGUUGUGUUGAUCAAGGACUCAGAGUCUGGUGCAUGUGCAACGCAGGAGGCUCAACAAGCGUCAACGAAAACAUAUGAAACUGGUGAACCAGAACAAACUUUUAGUGCUCGUCCAAGUGCUACAGAUGAAAGCCACGAAGGUUCAGACAAAAUAAAUAAAUGUAACACAGUGGAAGAAAAUGAGGAAAAUACUGAUGUGUGUGAACAGGCGUCAACUGACCCAAAAAGUGACGAAGGUAAAAAUGAUGGUAUUAAUGAGCAUCAACUUCCUUCUGGCUCGCAGCUCUCUUCCCUGGAAUGGAGUAUAUCUUUUGAACAGCUUCUAGCUAAUGUGGCCAAUGAAGAAAAACUUGUCACCUUCUUUGAGAAACCAAUCAAAUUGGCAGAGGAAGUUCAAAAGCUGAGAAAGAGACAUGCAGUAAGUACUAACGUGAAUGGCUCGGGGGGUUCCACACCACCUUAAGUGGUUAAUGAAGCAGUACGCUAAAGCAAUGUUCAAAUGAGGAAAGUGAAGACUCCCUGCAAUGGACGUGUCGGCUAAGCCAAAUACUGUACUUGGGUUUUCCAAUGGGUUUUAUAAUGGCGGGUAUUGGGCACGUCUAACUUGUGAUACACGGUGUAUUUACUUCCUAGUUAUAGAGCUGAUGAUUUUUUUUUAUUUUUUAGUGAAAAACUGAUGUAUUUUGUAUUUAAUUCAAAUAUUAAUGUGUACUCUUUAUAUUAAUUCCCUUACAUAAUAAAAUAUACAGUAUAAUAACA
Procambarus clarkii (red swamp crayfish) is the source of this 1065-nucleotide messenger RNA. Lineage: Eukaryota; Metazoa; Arthropoda; Malacostraca; Decapoda; Cambaridae. The record is from RefSeq and is a predicted model, not a curated record.